CAGUUUGAUUUAGAUUUUGUUCGUGUGAGGAGCUACUUGCGGUUUACUUCAUUCUUGGUGAAUCGCUUUUUUUUCUCGGAUAAAUUUUCAUUGUUUCAAUGAAAAAUAUAUUUAACAGAAAUUGUUUAUGCUUGAUACAUUAAAUUGGUGAAAUGAAUGAUUAUAUUUCUGUUAUCAGAUAUUCUAAUUAAUUGUUGAAGAAAUUAAUUAAUAUAAUAUUCACACCCCUAACUACUUGCAAAUCGUGUAUGUUGGUUGUAUGUGUGUCUGUGAGUGAAUAAAGCCCGAUAAAAGAAAAUCGUAUUAAGGGUUGAAAUCAAGAGGAAAUUUAUCUCAAUUAUAUUCAAAGAAAAAUAAGUAAAAUUCCAUACGCAGUUUUUGUGUCCAUCCAGAUUUUUGCCUAAAUUUAAUUUCCAAACUACGUCUUUUCCGGUAGUGGUUAGGCUAUUUUCAGGGAAAAAAAGUGACCUAAAUUUUCCUCUUAAAUCAUUUUCAUUGUAUAAAUUAAAAGAAAAAAAAGAAUAAAAAAACGGUCCACCGUCGUCAUCGUUGAACUUUGCUUCCCCUUUGUUUUUCAUUUUGCAAUGCGGGAUCUCGGUACAAAGAUGGCCGAGCUUAAAUUUGAGGCUCCCUUAGCUAAAUUCGAGGAGUCCGACGAAUGGGGCGGUUGCGACUUCAUCACCCAGAAUGCCAUCAAUGACACAUUGAAUUUGAAUCUAAAAGAAGCCGAUGCAAAGAUUCUCCUCCUCGAGGAGGCCGUUCGAGAUGUUCACAAUAGCAAGAAUGGAACUGCAAAUUGCAAUGACAUUAAUUUGGGAAUAGAUAAUGCAAGUAAUUGUGGCGGAGGCGUUGGCAAUGUUGGAGGAAUGUUCAACAACAAGGACAAUGUGGAUAAUUUUACAGAAACAUUUAGCGGUAGUUUGGAGGAUUUAGUGAAUACUUUUGAUGAGAAAAUAACCAAAUGCUUUGGGAAUUACGAGCAGAGUGUUGAGGAGCUGGCACCUGUUCAGGUGCGGUCUCAGGAGGAGAUUAUGAAUGAAUGCCAAAUGUGGUGGACAAUUACUGGCAACUUUGGAAAUAUUCUCCCAAUCGAUUGGUCCAAAUCCUACACCCGUCAAAUGCACAUGCCAACUUUGAAUUUGGCUGAAAAUCGUCAUCAACAAAACACUAAUACCACUGCAGCAGAUGGUGGUAACAAUGGUAUAGCUGCACAAACCCCAAAUGGUAUUUUGGAUGAAUUGAAUGACCUAUCUAGCGAAGAUGAGGCUGUUGCCAAUGAUUUGGAUAUGCAUGCUUUAAUAUUGAAUGGACUUAAUCCAGAACACGAGGAACCGAUAAAAACUGUUGAGGAAGUUAUCAAGGAAAUAGAUGAUAUAAUGGAUGAGGCCACACCUUCCGAGGAUGAUAUAUUAGAAUCAGAAGUCAUGGAGAAAGCAAAAGAGGUGCUGGGGGCACCAUUGUACGCAGAUAAACUACAGUAUUUAUCAAUAUCUCAACUCAAUGAAUUAUACAUGGAAAUGGAAGUUCUUAUUCAGGAAUUCAGUGAAACACUUAUUAAUGAGCUGGCAUUGCGAGAUGAAUUGGAAUAUGAGAAGGAAUUGAAAAACACAUUCAUUUCAUUAUUAUUAGCCGUACAAAAUAAACGAAGGCAGUUUCAUGUUGAAAAGAAGCGUGGAAAAUCACAGGGUCAAGACCCCAAAUAUCUCACAACCGUCAUUCCUUAUCAUAUGGAAAAUGGAACCCCAAACAAUCAAGCAUUACAGGUGUUGAUAAAAAUUCUGAAGGCGAUCAAUGAAGACAGUCCAACAGUACCAACAUUACUUACAGAUUAUAUCCUGAAAGUUCUGUGCCCAACAUAGGUCGAGGCUAAAAAAUUCUCGCUUAAACAAGCAUUAAUUAAUUUCAAAAGAAAGAAUAAGAAAUUAAAUAGAUUAGUUAACACUUUUAUUUAUUAAGUAAAAUAAAUUUCAUAUAAAUAUGCAAAAGCAAAAAAAAAGAAUAUAUAUUAAAUAAUAUGCAACACCACUUUGCAGUUUUAAAAUUAAUUUAUUGAGAUUACACAAAUAUACAAAAAAUUAAAAAAAAAAUAUUUUAUUGCUCUAGAUACAAUACAACAAUAACAAAAAAUGCACCGUAUCUCUUUAAACAAAGAAGAGAAAAAAUUCUUUUCAUAAAGAUAAUUUUAAUUUGAAAACAUCAAUAAUAAAUUUAAACUGCCUAAAAAAAGCAAUUUAUAAAAUAUCAUUAUAAAAAAUAUUUGUACCAGCUUAUUUAUUUAAAGUUUUUUAUUGUGAUUUUUUUUUUUAAUUUAAUUUAAAAUUAAUGCCAUAAGCUUACACCAGGCUUUCAUUGAAAUGCAGAAUUAAUUCUUUAAAAUUCAUAUUAAAAAAAAAAAAUUGGUGAUUAUUUUGAUACAAUAAGUUUUUAUGAGAGAAUUAAGUUAAAAAAAAAAUUUGUAUAAAUUUCCCUGAAAAAUUCAAUGGUGUAUUUGAAUAAUACCCUCCCUGAAUAAGAUUAGCCUAAUGCGAAAUAUGAAGUUCAGGAUUAUCAAUGAGAAUAUUUAAUUUCUUUCACAGUGUUUAUAUAAUUUUUUGUUAAUAUUUGGUUAUACCGUAAAGAUGCAUUUUUUUAAUUUGUGUACAUGUCCAUAAUGUACAGUUUUAAAUAAAAUAAAUAUAAAAAAUAAAACAAAAAUUGUAUCUAUUGAUGUAUUUAAAAUAUUUAAGUCAUAAUUUUAAUUUGAUUGUAUAGCUUAGUCGUAAUUUUUUCUUUUAAGGUAUAAUAUAUAAUUUAAUAUUAAUUUAAUUUAAUAUUUUUGGGCUUUAAAUAUUUAUUAUUGAAAAAAUAUACCAAAUGGUAAAUCAAGGUUUGAAAAAAAUUAAUUUCUUUUUCCGUUAAAGCAUGUAGAAUGUGAAAUAAUCAUGAAGUUGGACUGAUCUACAUAUUUUCUCUAUGAAACCCAUCAAACGUUAUAAUGUAUAUCCACCAAUAAAUCUAUGAAUUGAUAUUCAGCUCCUUUGUUGUUUAAAAUAUCUAAAUGAAAUACCAGUUUAAAACCCGAUCUAAGGCCUACCGAGGAGUAACAAAUUUGUAAUCGUGUUUUUUUUUCAGCAUUGUUAUGAUCUCAAUGUCGAGGAGAUCAUAACUCUCCCACGUAUCUGCUUCACACUAGUGACCCACCUGUGGGGUUCGCCGGGUUGACCUCAGAAAUCUGUGGAAAGCCUGCCGAUUUUGUAUUGUUUCAUUUCUGAGGCCAACUGAAUGCUGGUGUCUUUGCGUUUCCUUGUACCUGGAGUUCUUAAGCCAGGAAUAAAACCUAACGUACUUUUAAAAUGAAAGUGAAGUUAAUAGAACGUUUUCCAGAUUGCAAACGUUGAAUACUAAUGUUGAGCAUUUUAUUCUUUUAACAUUUCAGUACCAAUUUCAUGUCUUAGACUUUUCCAUCUACAGUAAUUUAAUUAUAUAAAAAAAUAAACUUACACAUUUAAUUUGCCAUUAAUAAAAAUGAUAAUUAUAAAACAAACAAAAUACAAAUUAUUUUAUUCAAAUACUCAAAACUUAGCUUUAAAUGUAAUUUUUAUUUUUAAGUCAUUUCUUUCUAUUCUGUGGUAUUAUUUUAAAUCUUAAUUGCAUAUAAUAAAUAUAGAAAUUUAUAAAGAUUUACGCACAUUUACAAGUAAAAGUAAAAUUUAUACUUUUAUCUACUUCACUGUUUUUACUCUCCUCCGAAUAAUCGAACAAAUUUUGACCAAAUUUUACAUUUUAUUCUCUCUUAUUGGCUAGAUUUUUUAAUGGGAAAAAUAAUAAUUGGUUUUAUUUCUCUCACACUCGGCCAUUCAUACGGUACCUUUGAAGAACAAAAAAUAUAUAUAUAAUAAAUUUUUAAUAAAAUUACAUAAAUCCCUUACAAUUUCAAAAGAAACUCAAAUUUACUAGGGCUAUUGAAGCUUCUUUAAACUAGAAAAAAAUAUUCAAGUCAGUGUUUAUUACAACAAAAAUAAUACAAUGAAAAAAAUUAAACAAUUGCAUAAUCUUUAAUUUAAAAUCCAGUUAAAGUAGAUGAAAAAAAAUAUUUAAAUGAAAGAGUGUUAGCUUAUUUGUAUUUACAAAGACACAACUAAUCAUAAAUGUUUAUGUAAUAAAUAAAUAUAUUUAUGAAAUAUUACAAAAUGCAAAAAAAAAAAGAAAUAAGUUUAAUAUAUCCUACACAAAAUAAAAAGCAAGAUAUUUAAUAGACAAAAAAUAUAAUAUUACCUACCUAGUGUAAGCAACAUUAAAUAAAAUACAUUAAAAUAUUAUCAGAAGUAAUGAAAAGUAUCUCAAAACGUAUUUAAAGAAAAAAAGUGCUGAGCUAGAAAAUGUCUACAUAUUACGUGUAUUUAGAAACUUUAAGUAGAAAUAAAUACAAAGUCAAUCGUAUUUGCUGUAAAAAUAAAAAAAAACCGUUAUGAUUGUAA
This is a messenger RNA of Episyrphus balteatus (marmalade hoverfly), 4457 nucleotides long. RefSeq names its product fasciculation and elongation protein zeta-2 (gene Unc-76). NCBI's taxonomy places the organism in Eukaryota, Metazoa, Arthropoda, Insecta, Diptera, Syrphidae. The coding region runs from base 585 to 1859 and encodes 424 amino acids. The record is from RefSeq and is a predicted model, not a curated record. Gene Ontology annotation, cellular component: axon; cytoplasm. The transcript is spliced from 5 exons.